Molecule: messenger RNA, 3007 nt
Organism: Numida meleagris (helmeted guineafowl)
Lineage: Eukaryota; Metazoa; Chordata; Aves; Galliformes; Numididae
Gene: OTUD6B
Product: OTU domain containing 6B
Exons: 7
Coding region: 91-918 (275 amino acids)
Biological process (GO): protein deubiquitination
Molecular function (GO): cysteine-type deubiquitinase activity
Source: RefSeq, a predicted model, not a curated record
GGGGCCGGGCGGCGCGGCGCUGCCGGAAGCACGCGGCUCCCGCCGGGGUCGGGCUGAGGGCGUCCGGCGGGCGCGGGCCUGCGGGGGCCCAUGGAGGGCUCCGAGGACGAUGAGGCGGAGGUCGGCGGGCCGCUGCAGCAGCUCGUCAAGCGGCAGCGGAGGGAGAAGCGCGAACUGCAAGCAAAAAUUCAAGGCAUGAAAAAUGCCGUUCCCAAGAAUGAUAAAAAGAGACGAAAACAGCUGGCUGAAGAAGUCGCCAAACUAGAGGCAGAGCUUGAACAGAAGCACAAGGAGGAAUUAAAGCAGCUGAAAGAAGCUAUGCCUGAGCAGAAUAAGAUAGAUUCUAUAGCUGAUGGGGUUGCAAAUUUCGAGCUUGAGGGACGGGAGCAGCAGAUUCAGCAUCCACGAAUAUCAAAAGCACAGAAGAGACGGGAAAAAAAAGCUGCCUUGGAGAAGGAAAGAGAAGAAAGAAUAGCUGAAGCUGAGAUAGAAAAUUUAACAGGGGCGAGGCAUCUUGAAAGUCAGAAACUUGCCACCUUGUUGGCAGCAAGGCAAUUGGAGAUUAAACAGAUUCCUUCAGAUGGCCAUUGCAUGUACAGAGCUAUUGAAGAUCAGCUCAAGGAUCGCCAGAAUUCCUGGACUGUUGCAACUCUGAGAAAUCAAACAGCAAAGUAUAUUCAAAGUCACUUUGAUGACUUCCUGCCAUUUCUUACAAACCCCAACACUGGAGACAUGUAUAGCAAAGAGGAAUUUGAGAAAUACUGUGAUGAUAUAGCAAAUACGGCUGCGUGGGGUGGUCAGUUGGAACUAAGGGCUUUGUCGCAUAUUUUGCAAACACCCAUUGAGGUAGUGCAGAUGGAUUCCCCUUCUAUUAUUGUUGGUGAAGAAUAUUCAGGCAAACCAAUAACACUUGUGUAAGUAUAUGAGACAUGCUUAUGGAUUAGGAGAACAUUACAAUUCUGUGAAACUUCUAACAGACAUGGCUACAGAAAUUGGCAGUUAGCACUAAAAAAAAAAAAUCCACGCUGAUAACAGUUGCAUCUUGAUAUGCUGGGCUCCAGACAAUUCUUAGAUGGACUAGAAAGUAAAACUACCUGGAAUGGAUAAAAAGUGAAAAAAAGAUGUACAAGGUUUUGCUGGAAUUCAUAAUCAGCUCUUGAUUUGAAACACACAAAAAAUUCCAAACACAACAGUAUUUUGAACUUGUUGGUGUUAAUCAUAUUUAAAAAAAACUCUAAAAUGCUGACUGUGUGGGUCAGAACUGUUUUUUUUUUUUCCUCCUAGAACUUAAUCCCAUGCCACAGUGAAAAUAGUCAGCAACAAAUGGUUAAUCUGCAAAAUACUAAAGAAUUAAGGUUACUAGAAAGGUUGCUGUUGCAUUAUUUCUUGGAGAUUUUCAUGAUCACGGAAGAGUUGAGGACUUCAAAAUAAUUGAGUUGUUUAGAUUGAUGGAGUAUCCUUUGCUGUUUGUUAGUUCCAUCAGACUCUAGCUUUAAUACUAUAGUAGGGAUCCCCUUUGUUUGGGCAGGGAAGAGUUUCACUGAAGGAAUCACAAAAAGUGUCUUAAAAUUUUACAGACUUUUAUCAAGUUUUUUUACCAAGAUCUGAGGGCUUCACUUUAAUUUUGCAGUAGGAAUACUUGAUGCAGUUCCUAGUUCUGACAGAUAGAGAACUGUUGACGACUGUACAUCAUAACACGGAUGUGAGUCAGCUGUGCUGUUCAUCUGUGUGUUUUGAUGGUACAGAGAUCUUACAAACAGGUCCUCAGUCUCCUCAGCUCAGGUAGUGAAACUUACCUGAACUCAUUAUAUAUGGAUCUACUGAUCUACAUGUGGCCUAAAAUGCAUUAUUUUAUAAGACUUAAAAGAGCUGGUUGCAUACAAGUUUAAAAAUAACAACCUUCUCUUGUAUCAGUAACUUUAAAGGUGAUAUGCAAAAUAAUUUAUGUUUUCCUUAUUAUGCACAGAGAAGACUUGAAAGGUUUUUUUAAAUGGUUUGUUUUUUUACAUUGGAAAUGUAGGUUUUUGUCUUGAGGUUGCUAUGACUCCAAAACUGACAGCAAACUGUAAUGCAGUCAGUUGCUUUUUAACAAUAGAAGUGUUGUUGCUCUUAAAGCUGUAGUCAAUAACGUCGUAAUUGUCUGCAUUAUUUUAGUGCUGAUAAGUUGCUUUGGAGAAAAGCAGUUCUCAUCAGAUUUAAACAUGUAUGCCCUCAACUGAAGAUUAUGAGGUAACAGUGCACAUAUUGUAAUCCUUUGGUGAAUUUAGCCAGUGGAUUGACAUUCCUUGGACUUAAAAAUUGCAAAUCUGCUCUUCAUCAAAUAGAUAAAUGUUCACUUUAUGGAUCAGAUUAUGUCUGAGUUAAAGCACUUUGAGAAAGGUAAAAGUGAAAAUAAAAAAGCAAUCAUAGCAGAGGUCUGUGGGUAGCAGAGGUGCUGGUUGAACAAGCAGAACAUGUAUUAAGAGUUCUUUAGAAUGAUGCCUGCUGGGAUAACCAUGUAUUAACAAGAUCAAGAAUUUGUUGCAUCCUUAUUUAUCAGAUACAGCAUAGCAAAUAUAGCUCUAUUUAUAGCAGCUGUUCUACUGCAGAAUUUGGCUUACUACCUUGAUUGUAUGAAACCACAUUUUUAAUUUCAAACAAAAAAAAAAUCAGAUAUGUUAUUAUGGAAAAGGUGUCUCUAUUCAUAAUACCUCUAUGAAUAUCGCUAAAAAUAAUAGUUUCAAAUACUAUUCUCAGUGUUACUUAAAAUUGGCAUGAUAUGAAAUGCAUACGCUGCUUUUCAUAGAUACCUUGUGAAAGAAGUUCUUUGGUUUAUUGGGUUCUCAUUUUUUUAAUUGGCGGAGGAAAAUGUCAGAAUCCUGGAAUGCCUGUACUAACAGUUCGUGCUGUUUAUUAUGUUUACAAUCUGUAUAAAGAAAAAGAAUGUUUUAAUAUAGUGAGCAAAAGAUCUUUGCUCGUGCUGUGUGGAACUUGCCAAAAAGUAAUAAAUUGGUUUAUAUGUGGCAAA